Molecule: messenger RNA, 3864 nt
Organism: Anastrepha ludens (Mexican fruit fly)
Lineage: Eukaryota; Metazoa; Arthropoda; Insecta; Diptera; Tephritidae
Product: coiled-coil domain-containing protein 102A
Exons: 12
Coding region: 273-2537 (754 amino acids)
Source: RefSeq, a predicted model, not a curated record
CGUAGGAAUAUCAAAUUAACUUCAAAUCAGAAUUAAGUUUACAAGAAGUGCUGAAGAGGCAACGGGAGGCUGUCAAAAUAUUUGUGUAUAGAAAACUACGAAAGUCAAACGAAAACAAAUAUACCUGUUUUCUGAAAAAAUUUAAGUUCGAUCGAUAAAUUAAUGUCCUUGUUUUGUUAAGUGGGUUCUGUAAGUUGUGAUUGUAGUAGAAAGGAGGUAAAUAACUAAGAACCUCAUUAGACCCGGAGGGGACCAUUAAGGUCCAUUUGAAAAUGUCACAAAGCGCAGUUCCUGUACCUCGUAGAAGUGGAGCUGCAGAAACUCCAAGAUUUGGCGAUGCUACAGAAUGGGAAGCGCGCGAGGCCCAAAGGCAGCGCGAACUGGACGAAGCACGGGCUCGAGCUGCCCAAAUGGAAAAGACAAUGAAAUGGUGGUCAGAUUGCACAGCUAAUUGGCGCGAAAAAUGGAGCAAGGUACGCACCGAACGCAAUAAAGCUCGAGAAGAAGCCAAACAGUUGAGGGCAAAUCUUGAUAUAGCCAUGAAGGAAUCCAAUUCGUAUAAGCGAGAGAAAAAUGACCUCGAGAUGCAGAUAUCUCAACUCAAAAAAGAAAUGGAAAAAGUCCACACACUAAUGAUGAAACAUGCCGAUCAAUUUCAUAAAGCAGGGAUGUGUGAUGUGUCUGAAGAUGUUGAAGCGAAUGGACGUGAUGUUACCUGCUCGCCAGAUAUUUCCUCUGAUGGUUUAAAAAAUGUAAACAGCGAAGAUGGAUUGGUCACUAAGGCAAUUUGCAAUGAUAUUAAAGAUUUGGACAUUGAAGAAUAUGUGCUAAAGGGCGCAGUGCCGAAAAAUGUUUCUGACAUAGAUGAAGUGUCGGCUGAAGAAAAACGUCUGAUUCAGCAAUUAUCUAAAGAUGACUUUGAUGAAGAGUAUUUGCUUCAGAAAAUUUCUAUGCUUCAAUUGCGUUUAGAUGAAGGGCAGAAGACGGUGCAAGCAGAAAGAGAAGAAAAAAAUAUUUUACACAAAACGAUUGAAAAAUUAACUUUAGAGAUACAAGAAGUACGAGAUCGUCAAGAAGAGCUGCGUCUUGCUAAGCAGGAAGCUGUACGUGAAUUGCUGACACUACAGGAACAACACCGUGCUGAAAUGCGUAUAAUAAAUAAUUCAUUGCAAGAAGAAUCUGCGUCGCGAGAAAAUUUGGAAAGACGUUUGGCAGAACUACGAACUGAGUUGGAACGCCUACAGGCUGAAAAUGCUUCCGAAUGGGGUAAACGUGAGCGUCUCGAAACUGAGAAACUUGCGUUGGAGCGCGAUAACAAAAAGUUACGAGCUGAAGUACGUGAUUAUCAAGAGCGUUCCGAACGUAAAGGGCGUCCCAUGCAGGCGAAUGACGUUGAAGUACGCGCGCUACAACAAGAGUUGUCAGAUCGCAAUAAAGAAAUUAGUGAGAUUAAACUAUCACAUUCCAAAUUGAAGAAACUUUUAGCCGAAACUAAUACAGAGUUAGGACAUGCCGUACGUCGAGCAGAACAAUAUGAAGCUGAGGUAAAACGUUUACGUCAGCGAGUGGAAGAGUUGAAACGUGAAUUAGCUGGUGCUGAAGAUGAAUUAGAUUCGGCUGUAAAUCAAGUACGCCGCUUGCAACGCACCAAUGACGAAUUAGUUGGCCAAACCGAAGGACUGCAAGUGCAAAUACAACAUUUACAAACCAGACGUGCACACAGUCCUCAAUUGCGCACCAUCGGUGGUGUACAGUUGCGCAACAAGAUCGCUGUAGAAAUUCCUAGUGAAUGCUUGCCCAAUAUUAAUGAUCUACGUCAGAUUUUCGAUGAUCAACCAGCUGGUAGUCGUCAUAGCCACAAUGCGGCUAGUAGUUUACCAAAUGGUGGUGGUGUUGCCGAAGUGGCCAUUCCGAAACGCUCAAGUCACACUGAACGUACCUUGAUGCAACAAACCAGCACUUUUUUCGAUGCAAAACCGUCACAUUUGGAAGAGAAUAUAUUUGAGUCGAAAUCGCGUAAUCUCGAAUUCGAGCGUGCCAAACAAAAAUUUGAUAAUCCAUCACAUCUACAGCACCAACAUCAUCACCGCCAGCGCGAGCAGCGUGAACGAUCAUCGGGUAGAUUUGCUGGUGGUCAAGCUGGCCAACAACAACAGACUGGUGGUAAUCGCUCUAAUCUGGCAUUGCCACUAAAAACGACCACCAACUCGGGCAUGGUCAUUAGCGGUGGCGGGAGUGGCAGUGGCAGCGCGAGUUUGAAUUCGAAUUCGAUUGCGACUUCGAAUUCAAAUCCUAAUACAAGUAAAGAUGAUAUAAAUCGCCAAUUAUUUAAUGAUGAUCAUUCGCAUUCCUCGACGUCUGGUGGUGGCAGUGUUGGUGUAGCAGGUGUGGUCGGUAUUGGUGGUACUGCUAGUGCCGCCAGCACUGGCCAAUAUGCCAGAAUGGAUGCUGGUAAUGGCGGCGGAGGUAGUGCUUGUGGCAGUUAUGCAAGGAACAGUAUUAAUUUAGAUGGCCUCAAAGUGUCUGAUGAUGAGUGAUUUAUAAAAACAAUACUAAUAACUUUUAUUAACAAAUCUUAUUUAAAGUUGUAUGCGUUUAAGUGUAUGUAAGUAUGCUUUGAGUUUAUUUUAGUAUCACAAAUAUAUGUACAUACCUAUAUACAGCUAUGGACAGAGGAAUAGCCCAUUUUCCCACAAUAGCAUAUAAAAAUGAUUAUUUUUACUGGACGAUCUAGUAGAACAAUUAUUUUUGCUCAAAUUAUAUUCUUCUAUUUCGGUAUUAUAAAAAAAACGCAAAAUAAAUAACAAUUUAAUAUCUAAAAUUUUAAGGAGCUCGAAAAAUCGGAAUGAAAGAGACACUGAAUAGCGCUCUUUUAGCGAUCAGCAAGAAAAACAGAAAUUAGUUAUUUAAAAUUGGUAAAUUUUGUUUAUUAAUUACUUAUAUAUAUGUGUAUAUAUAUACCUAAUAUAUAUGUAUAUAAUUGGUGCGCACACCCUUUUUGGGUGUUUGACCGCGCUCCUUCUCCUUUUUGUGUUGAGCGUCUUGAUGUUGGUCCACAAAUGGAGGGACCAACAGUUUCAAGCCGACUCGGAACGGUAGAUAUUUUUUUAGGAGGAGCUUUGUCAUGGCAGAAAUACACUGGGAAGUUUGCUAUUGCCUGCCGAGGGGCGACCGCUAUUAGAAAACACUUUUUAUUAAUAUUGGUGUUUCACCGAGAUUCAAACUUACGUUCUCUCUAAAUUCCGAAUGGUAGUCACGCUCCAACCCAUACGACUAUUGACUAAUAUGUGCCUACUAUUCGGAAGUGUAUAUGUUAAAUCUCUAUGCAUGAAACACCGAAAUGAUAAGAACAGUUUUUUCUAAUACCGGUCGCCCCUCGGCAGGAAAUAGGAAACCUCCGAGUGUAUUUCUGUCAUGAGAAAGUACCUCAUAAAAAAGAACAUUUUUCAUUCGAAGUCGGCUUUACACUGUAGGUCCCUCAAUUUGUGGAUCAACAUCAAGACGCACACCACAAAUAGGGGAAGGAGCUAGGCCAAACACCAAAAAAUGGUUUAAGCGCCAAUUAUAGAUUUAAAAGGAAAACAAUUUUUUAAAGGAAACAAAUAUGUAUAUUUAUAAUUAUAACCAACCAGAAUUUACCGAAAAAAUUACUUAUGAUUGAAAUAUAACUGUGUUAUUUUGUUGUCCAACGCAACAGUAUGCAUUUCGAGUAAAACAUGGCAAAAAUUUAUUAAAAAUUAACGGUACUUAUUAUACUAUCAUUGGCAUAAAAAUAUGUAAGAAUAUCAGUUAAUCGUCUAAGAAAUAACUAUUCAUAUAGGGGAUACCUUAAGUAUGCUAUUUCUAUGUCCGUAGCUGUUUUUU